AUGGAUCUCCUCCAAACAGUCCGCAAAGAAGGAUCCCGCGGCGGGCGCAACGAGUUCUCCUGGAGCGACGUUCAAAACGACCCCCACCGCCAAAACUACCUCGGGCACUCCCUCAUGGCCCCCGUAGGACGCUGGCAAAAAGGCAAAGAUUUAAAUUGGUAUGCCAAAGGCGAAAAUGGCGAGGAAAUGGACGAAGCAGCACAGAGAAAAGAAGAAUUGCGCAAGGUCAAACAGCAGGAGGAGGAUGAGAUGUUAAGGGCUAUGGGAUUGCCGGUGCCGGAUAGGGAGAAUGCAAAUUUGGAGCCUGUGGCGCUGAGGCCGGGGGUGGGAGGGCAGGGGAAGGCUGUGGUGGNNAGACGGACAAGCGUGAGAGAAGUAGGAGUAGGGAGAGGAGACACAGACGGCACGACAGUCGUGAGAGAAGGCAUAAGAGACGGUCACGUUCGAGGGACGGCGAGGAGCAUAGGCGGCACGCACGACACAGAGACGGCAGACGAGACGAGGAUGAACGCAAACACCAUCACAGUCGUCGCGAGCGCUCGAGGUCGGGAUCUGGGGAGCGCAGAAAAUAUAGAAGUCGCUCGCCGAGGGAGAGGAGGGAGAAGGAUAGAGACAGCGACAGGCGCAGGCGCCAUGAUUGAGCCUAGCAGAAGACGAACCAAGCAGGUUCACCAUUACGACUGA
Messenger RNA from Aureobasidium vineae, 684 nucleotides. The record is from the annotation of a GenBank genome assembly. Lineage: Eukaryota; Fungi; Ascomycota; Dothideomycetes; Dothideales; Saccotheciaceae.